UCUCUCGUUCGAAUUUCAGAUCUUUACCAAAUCACCAUGGCGUACGCGUACUGGAAAGCGGGGAAGACUAAGGAACAUGCCGUGUUCAACUUGUUCUUCCGCAAGAACCCGUUCCACGGGGAGUUCACCAUCUUCGCGGGCUUAGAGGAGUGUCUGAAGUUCGUGCAGAACUUCCGGUACUCAACCACAGACAUCGCGUACCUACAGUCGGUGCUGCCCGACAGCGUGGAGCCCGAGUUCUUCGACUUCUUGCGCCAGCUGACCGCCGAGGACGUGGUAGUGCACGCGCUCGACGAGGGCGAAGUGGCCUUUCCCAGGGUGCCGCUGCUGGUGGUGGAGGGGCCGCUGAUCGUCUGCCAGCUGCUGGAAACGACCCUGCUGACGCUGGUCAACUUCGCCAGUCUGAUGGCGACCAACGCCGCCCGCUACCGCAUGGCGGCCGGGCUGGAGAUCCGCCUGCUCGAGUUCGGCCUGCGGCGCUCGCAGGGGCCCGACGGCGGCCUGUCCGCCUCCAAGUACGCCUACAUGGGCGGCUUCGACGGCACGAGCAACGUGCUCGCCGGCAAGCUCUUCAACAUCCCUGUGAAUGGGACGCACGCGCACGCCUACGUGACUUCGUUCUCGGAGCUGGAUGAGCUGCAGAACAAGUGCCUGGUCCCCAACGGGGGCGGGGAGCCAGUGGAUAUUCUGGCACUGGCUCUCGCCUGGCGGGAGAAGCUGGCACUUCUGUUUAUGGUUCUUCCGGAAGAGGCCUCUACUGGCGAGCUGGCUGCGUUCCUUAGCUUCGCCAUGGCCUAUCCGAAUGGAUUCUUGGCCCUUAUUGACACGUAUGAGGUUUACAGGUCGGGACUGCUGAACUUCUGCGCCGUGGCGCUGGCGCUGCACGAGCUGAACUACCGGGCGCUGGGCGUGCGCAUCGACAGCGGCGACCUGGCCUAUCUGUCGCGCACCGCCCGCGACAUGUUCGAGAAGAUCAGCAGGGAGUACGACAUUCCAUGGUUCGCCACGCUGACGAUCGUCGCCUCCAACGACAUCAACGAGGAGACCAUCAUAUCGCUGAACGAGCAGGAACACAGCAUCAACUGCUUCGGCAUCGGCACCCACCUGGUGACUUGUCAACGCCAGCCGGCCCUGGGCUGCGUCUACAAGCUGGUGGAGAUCAACGGCAAGCCACGCAUGAAGCUCAGCCAGGAGGUGGAGAAGGUCACCAUUCCGGGCCGCUCGGCCUGCUACCGGCUCUUCGGCAAGGACGACUCGGCGCUGAUUGACCUGAUGACGAGGUACGACGAGCCGGCACCGGACGCCACCGGCGUCCAGAAGACCCUCUGCCGCCACCCCUUCCAGGAGAAGAUGCGCACCUACGUCAGCCCCUCCAAGGUGGUCAACCUGCACCGGACUUACUGGAAGGACAACAAGGUGCAGCUGCCGCUGCCGACGCUCUUCGAGGUUCGGCAGCGCGUGCAGCAGUCGCUGAGAUGUCUGCGCAAGGACAUCAAACGCAACCUGAACCCGACGCCGUACAAGGUGGGCGUGUCCGUGGAGCUGUACAAGUUCCUGCACGACCUGUGGCUGGAGCACGCGCCGAUUGGGGAGCUGGUCUGAUGGCCGCCGACCGCCCGUGGCUCGGCUCGAGCCAGCCGGCCACAUAGCAUCACCACACGGGCACGGCAGCAAGAGCGCUGCGGAGGCGUGAUGCAGCCUGCCAGCCACGCUCCGGUCCGAAGACACGGCUGUCGCCAGCGUCUAACCCGCCUGUAGACGUAUGGUAGAUGAUGACGUUCGCAUUGACGCCACAUUGUGGCUCGGCGGGAUUUCCGCCGACACUACGUUGGUGUUUCGCAUUGCGCCUUUGACGUUCACUGCUUUCUUUGACGCUUGCCUCUUCAAACGCUGUGUCGCAGUCGCCAUUUGAGUCUCCUUUUUAUCAACACCACGUUUUAAGAGAGCGUUGUUUAAAUUAGUGGUAACGACAUGUGUUAGCGCGACACCGGUUGAACUUUCCAUACUUGAAAUGCAAGUAGCCGACUAAAGUUGCGCUGCGUCAGCAUUGUCCGCCAUAAUGCUAAGCUUUGUAAGCUGCCAGCAUUACCUUGUUAAAAAGCGUUGGUUACCUUGGUCGAGGUAGGCCCAUGCAAUUAGUGCCGACGGUCGUAUUGCAAUGCGACGUGGCGCGUCGGCUUGGCUUUGAAUCCGCGCCGAACCACAUGGCGAGUACAAAGUCUGCCAAUACUCCUGGAUUCGCUGUAUGAUGAUGGAUUGCAUAUAUUUUCUUGUCAGGCAUCACAUACAUCCGAAAAUGUGAUGGUGCUGCUUACACGGCUCGUGCUUACUAAACGUAAACAUGGACUCUCCGCGAUAGAUAGCUGAAAACUAAUCUUUGAACCACGUUCCAAAUUGUACGCACAAAUUGGGUACGAUGCGAGAAAAAUAGUUAUUCUGGUGAACUGCUUUGCGAGAUGUGGCAAAUGGUCGUUUAAGCAAUAACAAAUAUAGAACUUGCAAUUUGACUCCUGUAUCACACGUUUUGCAAGUUGCAGUAUAUCGCGGCUUGUUCUUUUUCUGUGAGUCAUGUAGUGUAUGCAUUCCAACAGCCUGUGCGUCGCUAUUCGUGUGCUGUGUAUUGCACGGUUUUGGUGGCCUUCAUUCGUUGUUGGCGCCGGUUUGGAAUGCCUGCGGUAUGGGUAUUGAGCUAAUAAAUAUUCCAGUUUUCAUGACCUU
Pollicipes pollicipes is the source of this 2718-nucleotide messenger RNA. It is a transcript of the gene Naprt, whose product is annotated as nicotinate phosphoribosyltransferase. The transcript has 12 exons. The record is from RefSeq and is a predicted model, not a curated record. Gene Ontology annotation, cellular component: cytosol. NCBI's taxonomy places the organism in Eukaryota, Metazoa, Arthropoda, Thecostraca, Pollicipedomorpha, Pollicipedidae. Gene Ontology annotation, molecular function: nicotinate phosphoribosyltransferase activity. The coding region runs from base 37 to 1602 and encodes 521 amino acids. Gene Ontology annotation, biological process: NAD+ biosynthetic process via the salvage pathway.